This is a messenger RNA of Schistocerca serialis cubense, 1752 nucleotides long. RefSeq lists its product as uncharacterized. The transcript has 9 exons. The record is from RefSeq and is a predicted model, not a curated record. Bases 98 to 1507 code for a protein of 469 amino acids. Gene Ontology annotation, cellular component: extracellular region. NCBI's taxonomy places the organism in Eukaryota, Metazoa, Arthropoda, Insecta, Orthoptera, Acrididae. Gene Ontology annotation, molecular function: chitin binding.
UUGUGUUACUAUAUAAGUACCGCAGCCAGGAGGCAGCUCGAAUGUUUUCAGUUUAAACUCCACUAGACAGUCAGCUGCGAUACAGCUUAUAGAGCAAAUGGGAAUAACAACUUGUGCUGUUUUUCUUUUCACCUGCUUACUGGGUACCAGUUUGCAGGCAGAAAAUUUUGAACGACUUAGUGGGCCCCUGUGCUCCGGCGGCCCCGGGCUGUGGCCGGUGCCCGCGGACUGCAGAGGCUUUGUCCUCUGUGUGGCCGACGCUGCGCCCUCCAAUGCGACUGCAGGUCGGCUGCUUCGCUGCCCGCCUGGCACCGCCUUCUCUGCACAGCUGCGGACCUGUGUACCUGCCUCAGAGGUAGCGGGCUGUGCAGAGCAAGCUGAUGAGAACAACACCGAUCCCGUCCACAUUCAUGUCCCUUCAAGGCAGCGUCGUGCUGAAGGAGUAGACCUGGCUGGGGCAGAGGAAGACUGCGAUGCUGGAAUCGUGGGACCAACCUGUGCUGACUGCAGCCGGCUGGUAAUCUGCGCACAACUCAAUGGCCGCAUCAUCCCCGUUGGCAGUGUAUCCUGUCCCUCUUUAGGAGGCGGAAAUACCUGUUCUACCCAGCAAAAUAGUUGCGUGCCGGAUGGCCCAGCAUGCGAAGUGGCUCCAGCACCACUGCCAUUCCGCUGCCUGGAACCUGGCAUCUUCCCAGAUCCUGAGGACUGCAUACACUACCACCUGUGUGGCACUGACCUAGGACACAUCUCUGACAAAUGUGAUGAGCGCUAUGACCCGGAGAGCAAGAGCUGCAUGGACAGUCCUGCGACUAAAGAGCCAACCACUCCUACCUCUUGCGGAGCAGCUGUGGACUGCAGCAGCAAACUGGGCGCAGUGCACGCACUGGCCCAUGCACCUGCCUACUAUGCAGUCUGCUUGCCUUCAUUAGCACCUGCCAAGGAUGGCACAAAGCCUGAGAUAACCAAUCACAUAUCAGUUCUGAGCUGCCCAGAGGGACAGCUCUUCGAUGAUAAACUCAAGAAGUGCAGACCCAGCUGUGGGAGCCGUCGUGGUCGGAUGCCUGUGGAGGGUGACUGCCGAGCUUACAUCGAGUGCACUGGUGAUCGCGCACAACCCCGUCGCCUGAUGUGUGGACCAGGACUUGCCUUCCACGCUGUUCGCCGCAUGUGUCUGCCUGAGUCUCAAGUGCCAGGCUGUUCUCAACAGGAGAGCGUCACAAGCCCUCCUCAUGUAAACCCUCCAGCUACCACAGCAACUUCGCAAACAAAACAGGUGGCAUCAUCUCCAGUUCAAGCAACAUCAGUGACACCAGCUGUCACCAACACUCAUGCACCACAGCAUCCAUUCUGCAUCACUGAGGGCCGGUUUAUAGACCAUUCAAAUUGCAGGAGGUAUGUGCACUGCUGGCGGGCCUGGGGUGGAGCUCUGACUAUGGCUUUGAGGUGGUGCCCACUGUUCACAUACUUUGAUCCAACAACCUCAGCCUGCCGUAUUGGCUUUUGCUGAGAGAUGCUUUGUAGCUUCAGUAUUUUAUUACACUGACAGCACCGAAGGAGAACACAUUUGAUACUUUGUUGGAUAUAAAAACAAUCACCAAAAAAACAAAAAUGUAACAAUUUAAAAUCUAUAGGUAACAAUAUAUUAUGUAUCACUAUAAAAAUGACACAGCAAAAUUAAAAUGUGUCUCAUAAUGAGGUACUGUGCACAGUAUAUUUAGGAGUCACUGCCAUAAAUCUUCGAUGUGCUUUCAA